AAACGAUCAAAUGUACGGAGCGAACCGAUGCCCUCUUUUAACCUCUUUUCAUCUCCAGCGCCAUGAAAUCUCUGGAGCAACUGCAACAUUUUUCUCCCUCUUAAUUUAGAGAUUAUUGUUCUUUGUUUCUGUGACUAAACGCCACAGUUAGGAAGCUUUCUCUCUCAUUCCCUCUUAGAUAUUUUCUCUCUACAAGGAAAUAAGGGUCUCUCUCUUCCAGAAUCCAUCUCUCUAGAAAACUCACAAAGUUUGGUCGAAAUCAGAUUUUGAGUAUCUCUCUGAAUUCUCUAUGAUUGAUGGGCCUGUUACUUUCUGUCUCUACAACUUAUCCAAUUAAAAUGCAUACUGGUUAAAAAACAGAACAAUGGGUGGGUCUCACACCCUCUGAUUUUUCUAGCCUUUUUCUUAUCUUCUUUGUUACACCAAGGAAAGGCGUUGCAACCAGAGUUUUCAGUUUUCUCUCUCUACACCGGUCCAGUGUGAACUCCAAGAAUGCCUGCAAAAUGAAAGCAUGGGUCUUUGCCCGAUUUCUCCGCAGCCCCCCAUGAAUUGAAAUGGGCCAACUUUCUCUCUCUAGAAUUAAUUCCAUGUGACGAGCCAUGAUAUCUUCCAAAAACGGAUGAUGGGUGUCUUUCGAAUACCAUUUUGAUGGGCUACCUUUACAUAAAGGUGGAGAAUUUCUGAGGUGAUUACGGAAAUGGAAGGGCAGUAUACCCAGCAGCGUUGUUACAUGAAUGGUGUGAAGCUUUCUAUACCCCCCGAACAAUCUGAUAAUGAUCGAAGCAGUGGAGAAUUGCGAGCGCUUGACUGCAAUGUUGGCUCUCUCUGUGAUCACAUUCGAUCAGAGGGCUUCAAUGCUGGGGCUUUCUCAGAUAUUGUUGUCCAGGCCAUGGGUAUCUCUUACCACCUUCACCGCCUCAUCCUCUCUCGUAGCUCCUAUUUCAGGAACAUGCUUCAAGGUCCUUGGAAAGAGGCAAACGCACCAACAGUCACAUUGCAUAUUGAUGAUGAUAAUGUUAACUCGGAAGCUAUUGCAAUGGCUUUGGCAUACCUUUAUGGGCAUCACCCGAGGCUUAAUGAUAAUAAUGCUUUUCGUGUUCUUGCAGCGGCAUCAUUUCUUGACCUUCAGGAUCUGUGUGCGAUAUGCACGGACUUCAUUAUAUCUGAAUUAUGGACAUCGAAUUUUCUAGCCUAUCAGAUAUUUGCGGAAAGUCAAGAUUACGGGAUACAUGGAGAACGUGUACGAAAUGCUUGUUGGGGCUACCUAUGUCAAAGUGGUACCAUAGAGUUGAAGGAGGUUCUCCCUAAACUUUCUUCUCAAACAUUGCAUGCUCUUCUCACUUCAGAUGAAUUAUGGGUACCCAGUGAAGAGAAAAGAUUUGAGCUGGCAUUAUACGCCCUACUGGCAAAAAGUAUGUUAUUGGAGGCAGAUAAUAGUGAAGAACCAAAUUCAGAAGCGGAAUCUAGUGCUUCUCAGAAUGUUUCUGUUAAGGGGAAGAAUUUGGUCGAUGCAAGUGUUAAUGAACAACUUCUAGAGUCUGGCUUAGGAGGGAUAAGCUUAUGCGAUAAACAAGAAGGGCACAAAGCAGCUCAUAAGAUAUUGGUUGAGCUCGCUGAUUGUGUAGUAGAUUUCAAUGAACCACUGAAAGUGCAGCAAGGGUCAUGCUCCCAGCAAAGUGUAGGUUCAAAAUACGCAAACAACAAAGUUGGGGCGCCCAAUUUACCAAGUAACUUGCAUGGUGGUUUUGAUACAAUCAAGACAUGCAAUGUUUAUGUGGAAAUGCAAGAAAAUAUGGAGGAAAGUAGAAUGAGUAGUAAUGAUGCUUCUAUGGAGGAGGGUCCAUCAGAUGAAAAUAGUUCACCAUACCAUGGAAAUCAUGAUAUCUGGGUUUCUAGGGAUGAAUCAAAAGCGACUUCUUCUAUUGUGUCCCCUUGCAAUGGGGUUAUGCUAAAUGAUUGGGGACGAUGCAAUUUAUCUCCUUCUCCAUCAUGGGGUGGCAGGGUAGUUGGUAGAAGACAGGCACCAAAUUAUGUCAAGGGGAGGCCUAAUAUACACAGUGAGGAGUAUGAUGCAUUUCUUGGCAUCUUUGAAGGGGGAUCCCUUUUAUACUGUAAUAUGUCUUUUGACGCAUUGCUGGAUGUGCGAAGGCAGCUCGAAGAACUGGGUUUCCCUUGCAAAGCUGUGUGCGAUGGUCUUUGGCUUCAGACACUUCUCAGUCAACGGGUGCAAGAUAUAGGUGCUGACACCUGCAAACAUUGCAGCCUAAUGAGCAUUCUAUGUGCAUGUAGACAGCCAUAUGGCUUCUCACAUGGUGGUAGCUCCUCAAGUUAUUACAGGCAUGACCAUGAUCGAAACAAUGGACCCAACAAUAUUGGUAAUCUAUACUUAACUGAUGCCCAAGGUGAAGCAAGUGGGCUAUAUGGACCAGUUCGUGUUCAUGUGAGGGGACCAGUUGAUGGAUUAGCUGGUAUAGGAAGAGGAACAACAUUGGUUCCAGCUCCAGCUUGGCCUCCAACACGUUUUGUAUUUUCUCGAGUCCCUUUCGGGCUCGGCAAUAGGAGUUGCCAACAGUCACAUGCUAAUGAUGAAUCAGAUGGAAGGGUUGAUUUGAAUGGCGGAGAUGCCUCUGGUGAUGGAUUGACGGCCCUUGUUGGGUUAAGCCAAGGUAGCAAUUGCGUCCCUGUUAUUCCAGGCCAAUCAGGGAGGUUGUAUGAGCAAAGUUUGCAGUCUAGAACAACAGGAAUUCCAGCUUCAGUUGCAAGUACUAGUGGCAUUUCGAUGCAGACUGUGGAGCAACGGAAACAUGGCGUUGGGUUAGAAUGGGAAAAUGUGGAAGGUUCCACAAUCUUCUUGGACUCAAGGACCCCAUUGCGAAGCUUUCCUCCCUUUCGCUUUGGGGUGGAAUUUGAGGACGUGCACAGGCUUAGUGAUGGACAAGUCAAGCAUUCCCCAGAAGUAUUUUAUGCAGGUUCUCUGUGGAAGGUUAGCGCUCAGGCAUUUAGUGAUGAAGACCCCCAAGGACGCCGGACAAUUGGAUUAUUUCUCCAUCGACGCAAGGCAGAGGCAAUAGAUCAUCAAAGAAAAGUUUAUCCCUAUGUAGAUAUUAGAGAAAAGGUUAAAGCUCGUUAUCAGUUGAUUUGUCCAUCAAAGAGAGAAGUCAUGGUGUUUGCAAGUGUUCAGGAAGGUACUCUAUUACCUAAGGCGCCCAAGGGUUGGGGUUGGCGAAGAGCUUUGCUCUUUGAUGAACUUGCUGAUCUCGUUCAAGCAGGAGCAUUAAGAGUAGCUGCAGUUGUUCAGCUUGUUUGAGAUUAGUGGAGUAACAUUCUAGCAUCUCAUGUAACUAUAAGUGGGAUUAUACCAGUGUAUCAUAUCUCUAUGCAUAGAGCAUCUUACUCUAUUCUUUAUCCAUUUGAGAAGAAGAUUAGUGUAUAUGGAUCUCUUUUCCUGGGAAAAGAAUUCGGUAAUCGUAUGGAACAUGGAAAACCAUGAUCCAUUGAGGGCAUGAUCGCUGUCCAAUGAGAGUAUAGACAGCGAUAGAGUGAGAGCAGGACUUGCAUUUGGAGUUGUCAUGUUCUAUUGGGUCCUACUAUCUCUGUUACUGUCUUAUUGUUUCAAUGGACAGUGAUGACCACCAUGGACUAUGAUUUUCCAUAAUCUGCUGGAUUAUAGUAUAUAUUCCCUAUUUUUCAAGUGGUUUUAAAUUGGAGCUUGGAAAUCCUGUCACGGUACAUUCUGGUCUGGUUGAAAAUAAUUGUAAUAUCGAGGAUUCAUUUCAAAAUUCAUAACCCCUUGAAUAAUCAUGUUUACUCAGUGGAGAGGCAGUGUAAUCUUUCCAUCCUUGUAAUGAAUUUUAUAGUUGAAAUAAACCAGAUGCGUGCGUGUGUUAUGUUUCU
Amborella trichopoda is the source of this 3894-nucleotide messenger RNA. RefSeq names its product BTB/POZ domain-containing protein. The record is from RefSeq and is a predicted model, not a curated record. Gene Ontology annotation, molecular function: protein binding. Lineage: Eukaryota; Viridiplantae; Streptophyta; Magnoliopsida; Amborellales; Amborellaceae.